Messenger RNA from Malaya genurostris, 834 nucleotides. RefSeq lists its product as uncharacterized. The transcript is spliced from 2 exons. NCBI's taxonomy places the organism in Eukaryota, Metazoa, Arthropoda, Insecta, Diptera, Culicidae. Bases 79 to 777 code for a protein of 232 amino acids. The record is from RefSeq and is a predicted model, not a curated record.
UCAAAGGAGGUUGAUUAUUAGCAAACGCUAGGGAAAUCGUAAACGGCAGGUUGUCGCUGUAGUAAAUUUUCAGAUAAAAUGUCCCAUAUACGGCAAAUACGACAAACGGUAGAAUCUUUGCAACCGCAAAAUGCCUGGAUUCCAAUGUCCGAGUUUAAGGAUCAAUUUACCGUUAAAUUUCCACUAAGGGAGGAAUCUGCCCAACUAAUCAAUUCAGCACCCCGAAUCAACUACAUCGGUUCAUCGCAGUCAGCAUUGCGAAACGAUUUGAUAAAAUCUUUGAAAAUUAACCCAAAACAGUAUGAUUCAUUGAACAUUCACACGCCAGCGGAUUCCUACAGAUUUGGUCUAAAUUGCAACAAAGCAGUUGAUCGGCCAACCAGCGUCAUCUACACGAAUGAAACUGGCUUCGCUAAAGAAGUGGAUCCCUACGUCAGUGUCACUACACGAGACUAUCCGCCGCAGAAGCAAUCACCGAAUGAUUACAUCACAUUUUGGAACUGGAACUCACACCAACUGAAUGGAGGGUUCAAAAAACCUACCACCGUCCAAAGAAAGAUGAUCUCGGUGCCGAAGAAACAGCUACAAAGGUCAUUCACUUCAGAGCAAUCGGCUCAGUAUCAACCACCAGCCAGUAAUGCCAAACCGAAGCUAAGCACGGUGUCAACGAAGCUAGUUGUUCUAGAACCAACCGAUCCAAUGGAGCGAUCCACUGAAUAUUCAACCUACGGCAGUGGUAUCAAUUGUGCCAGAGUUUUGAAGCAAAGCAAGUUUUAAACCCCAGAAAUUCAGGUCAUUUGUUUUCUUUUGAAGAAUAUAUCGUUUUUUAUAUCA